Messenger RNA from Telopea speciosissima, 1589 nucleotides. RefSeq lists its product as uncharacterized. NCBI's taxonomy places the organism in Eukaryota, Viridiplantae, Streptophyta, Magnoliopsida, Proteales, Proteaceae. The coding region runs from base 68 to 1279 and encodes 403 amino acids. The transcript is spliced from 15 exons. The record is from RefSeq and is a predicted model, not a curated record.
AAUCAUCUCCUUUUUUUUUUGCUUUCUUCUCUCUGCGUAGUUGGAAGUGCCAGAAGACGAAGAACUCAUGAGUUCCCAGUUUUCGAGACCUCCGAUCUUCUCCAAUAAAUCUUCUUCAAAUAAACUUCCAUCUCUUCCUGCGCUUUUCCCUGCAUCAUUUUUGCAUUGUUGGCGUUUUUCCUGCCGGAUUUCGUGCCGAACUAUGUCUUGUUCUUCUGAGGACAUUCCUCCAGUACUACAAACAGUGAAAAUCUCAUAUUCAGAGCUCAAAGACAAGAAUGCAGAUUUGUCAACGAAGAUUGAGGAUGGCUUUGGACCCAAUGGGUUGGGGAUACUAUCUGUUUCACAAGUUCCUGGCUUUACUUCAUUGCGUAAAAAUCUCCUGAAUCUUUCACCAAGGUUAGCAAGACUUACUGAAGAGGUGAAGAAGGAACUUGAAGAUCCUGAUAGCAGGUACAACUUUGGAUGGAGUCAUGGGAAGGAGAAACUAGAAUCUGGCAAACCUGAUAUGUUGAAAGGCUCAUUUUAUGCAAAUCCAGUGUUAGAUACACCUACAGCUGAGGCUUCCCUCAUCCAACGUUAUGCAUCAUAUUGUCGACCAAAUAUAUGGCCUGGAAAUGCUUUGCCAGAACUUGAAGUGGCUUUCAAAUCUCUGGGGAAGCUGAUGCUGGAUGUAGGAUUGAUGCUGGCAUAUCAUUGUGAUCAAUAUGUAUCCAGAAGGAUGACAAUGUAUGAUAGCAAAGGCCUUGAGCAGAUACUUCUGCGUUCUCGGUGUCAUAAAGGUCGUCUGCUGUAUUAUUUUCCUGCAGAGAAGAGAAACUGUACCCAAGAUGGUGGCUCCAUGUCGUCGUGGUGUGGAUGGCAUACAGACCAUGGCUCGCUCACAGGUCUUACCUGUGGCAUGUUUAUGAGAGAUGCCAUAGAAAUACCUUGCCCUGAUAGUGCUGCUGGCCUUUACAUUAAAACAAGGACUGACCAAAUUGUCAAAGUUGUCUUUGGAGAAGAUGAAAUAGCAUACCAAAUUGGUGAAACCACCGAAAUACUCUCAAGCGGUUGUCUUUGUGCAACUCCACAUUGUGUUAGGGCACCGAAAGGAGAGAAGGCUUUUGGUGUGGAUCGUUCAACUUUUGCAUUAUUCAUGCAACCUGACUGGGAUGAAAAUCUCAAGUUUCCCAGGGACGUGCAUCUACAUCAGGAGGUAAUCCCACCAAAUGGAACUCUUACCUUUGGAGAGUAUUCAGAGAAGCUACUUGACAAAUAUUACCAUCUGAAAGCAUGAGAAAGCUGUCAUUUUCUUUGCCUACUGGGGUUAGUACUCUUAAAAGAACAAGGAAAUCGUUCAACUGUAUGUUAUAAAAAGGGUGACAUUUGAAAUACUCUACUACAUAUUAUUAUCAGCUUUUCUUUGCUUGCAUACAUGUUCCGGCCUCACCUCCUUUCUUUAUUUUAAAUAGAAUAACAAAAUUUUAUUGGCCACAUGGCUAAGAAAACUGUAUAUACUUUUGAGAUAAAGGUAUCUAAGAAUGUACAAAACCAUUACAGAUAAUAUAUUUUCCACCUGAAUACAGCUUACAUCCUUUAGAAUUUCA